AUGACGCGGAUUUACAGGGAAGAAUGCUACGAGGGAUCUAUGGAAGUGAGAGACGUCUCCGGUCGGAGAUGCGUUAAAUGUGGCCGAGCUCAAGCCACCACCACGAUGAGGAUUAGGACGGGAAUUGUUUUUUGGAAUCUCUUCUUUUCUCUCAUGUUCACCUGUGUCAAAGGUUUUAUCCAUACUUGUGGAGGCACUUUAAAGGGGAGGAAUGGGACAAUAGAAAGCCCUGGGUUUCCAUAUGGUUAUCCCAAUGGAGCAAACUGUACCUGGGUGAUCAUUGCAGGAGAGGGCAACAGGAUACACAUAGUUUUUCAAUCUUUCGCUGUGGAAGAAGAAUAUGACUUUUUAUCUUUGUAUGAUGGGCACCCACACCCAGCAAACUUCAGAACAAGGUUAACAGGAUUUAGCAUCCCUACACCUGUUACCAGUUCUGGCUCAAUAUUUUCACUGAGGCUUACCAGUGACUUUGCAGUAAGUGCUCAUGGAUUUAAAGCAUCCUAUGAAGAGCUCCGGAGCAGCUCGUGUGGAAAUCCGGGCAUUCCACCUAAAGGCAUACUGAAUGGGACCCAGUUCACUGUGGGGGCAAAGAUCCGUUAUAGGUGUAUCUCUGGCUAUGUCCUAGAUGGCCAUUCACUGCUCACCUGUGUCACUAAUGCAGCUGGUGUGUCCGUGUGGGACUUCCCUGUCCCAAUCUGCAGAGCGGAGGACACAUGUGGUGGAACCCUGAGGGGUUCCAGCGGCGUUAUAUCCAGCUUUGAUUUCCCCAGUGGGGGAUCCCCUGGUGCUGGAGGACUAGGCAGUAGUGGAGAGUGUAAAUGGACCGUCCUAGCUGACCCGGGAGAUACCAUCUCAUUGGUGUUUACAGAAUUCCAAAUGGAAGAGAAGUCUGAUUAUCUUGAAGUAGAAGGAUCAGAAUCGCCAACAAUUUGGCUUACUGGGAUGAAUAUCCCUGCACCAGUCAUAAGCAACAAAAACUGGCUGCGGCUGCAUUUUGUGACCGAGAGCAACCAUCGCCACAAAGGCUUCAGGGCUCAAUAUCAAGUGAAAAGCUCUGGAGAGCUUAAAUCCAGGGGAGUAAAAUUAUUACCAGGGAAGGACAACACAAACAAACUUUCUUUGAUGAAUGAAGGAGGAGUCAAGCAGUUGUCUAAUUACUGUCCUGACCCUGGAGAACCAGAAAAUGGCAAAAGGAUUGGCUCAGACUUAAGCAUUGGAGCAACUGUUCAAUUCAUCUGCGAUGAAGACCAUGUGCUGCAGGGUUCCAAAACGAUUACCUGCCAGCGCGUUGCCGAAGUCUUUGCAGCUUGGAGCGACCACAGGCCCGUCUGCAAGGUAAAAACUUGUGGGUCAAAUCUACUGGGACCUUCGGGAACAUUUACUUCACCUAACUUUCCUAUCCAAUAUGAAAGUAACUCCCAGUGUGUGUGGAUCAUCACUGCCAGUGACCCAAACAAGGUCAUUCAGAUCAACUUUGAAGAAUUUGACUUGGAAAUAGGUUAUGAUUCACUUACGAUUGGAGAUGGAGGAGAAGUAGGGGAUUCAAAAACAAUAAUACAAGUACUAACUGGGAGCUUUGUACCAGACCUGAUUGUCAGCAUGUCCCAUCAGAUGUGGCUUCAUCUGCAAUCUGAUGAAAGUGUGGGCUCCAUUGGCUUCAAGAUCAACUAUAAAGAAAUUGACAAAGAAAGUUGUGGUGAUCCUGGUACACCACUCUAUGGCUACCAAGAGGGAAGUGGCUUUUUAAAUGGAGACGUUCUACGAUUUGAGUGCCAAUUUGGAUUUGAGCUCAUUGGGGAGAGGAUGAUAACCUGCCAGAACAACAAUCAGUGGUCUGCAAAUAUUCCCAUCUGCAUAUUUCCCUGUUUUUCCAACUUCACGGCUCCCAUGGGGACUGUGCUAUCUCCUGACUAUCCAGAAGGCUAUGGCAACAACCUCAACUGUGUAUGGUUGAUCAUCUCAGAGCCUGGCUCCAGAAUUCACUUGGCAUUUAAUGACUUUGACCUGGAACCGCCCUAUGACUUCCUCACCGUCAAAGAUGGUGACCAGUCAGGAUCCACCAUUUUAGGACGUUUCUCUGGAGCAGAAGUUCCCUCCCACCUGACAUCCAAUAGUAACAUCCUGCAGCUGGAGUUUCAAGCUGAUCACUCCAUGUCAGGGAGGGGGUUUAACAUCACCUAUAGCACUUUUGGGCGUAAUGAGUGCCCUGACCCUGGCAUACCACUGAAUGCCAGACGCUUCGGGGACAGUUUCCAACUGGGCAGUUCCAUUUCUGUUGUCUGUGAAGAGGGCUUCAUCAAGACGCAGGGUGCUGACACCAUUACAUGCCAUUUAGAGGAAGGCAAGGUGAUGUGGAGCGGCCUCAUCCCUAAAUGUGAAGCUCCCUGCGGUGGUCACUACUCAGGUCCAACUGGGGUAAUUCUGUCUCCAGGAUGGCCGGGCUAUUACAAAGACUCACUUAGUUGUGAGUGGGUCAUAGAAGCUGAGUCAGGACGCUCCAUCAAGAUCAGCUUUGACAGGUUUCAAACUGAACUCAGCUAUGACUUUCUGGAAGUUCAUGAUGGCCCAAACCUGCUUUCACCUUUGAUUGGUUCAUUCAACGGAACACAGGUUCCUCAGUUUCUUUUUAGUACCAGCAACUUCCUAUAUUUGCUGUUCACCACGGACAAUAGUAGAUCCAACAGUGGCUUCAAAAUCUUCUAUGAAGUUGUCACUGUGGACACAUACUCCUGUAUGGAUCCGGGUAUCCCAGUCAAUGGCGUACGGCUAAGCAGCGACCUGUCCAUCGGCUCUUCAAUAUCCUUCCAAUGUGAUCCAGGAUACAGAAUAAGCCUUGAAGAACCACUGGUUUGUGAAAAGAACCACUUCUGGAGCCACCCUCUGCCCACUUGUGAUGCAUCUUGUGGUGGGGAUAUCAAAGGGCCUGGUGGUGUCAUCCUUUCGCCUGGCUACCCUGAGUUGUAUCCAAACUCUUUGAACUGUACAUGGACUGUAGAAGUUAGCCACGGAAAAGGUGUGCGAUUCACUUUCCACUCCUUCCACUUGGAGGAUCAUCAUGACUAUCUGCUUAUAACUGAAAAUGGCAGCUUCGCUCAGCCACUGGCUCGACUCACUGGCUCAGAGAGGCCGGCUUCGGUUAACGCGGGCCUGUAUGGCAACUUCAAAGCGCAGCUCCGCUUCAUUUCGGACUUCUCCAUAUCUCUUCAGGGAUUCAACAUCUCCUUCUCAGAGUAUGACCUUGAGCCCUGUCAGGACCCUGGCAGACCUCACUUUGGCUGGCACGCGGGCUCAAGGUUUGGUAUUGGUGAUACCCUUUUGUUCCAUUGCAACACUGGCUAUCGGCUGCAGGGGGCAAAGGAGAUUGUGUGUCUGGGAGGUGGCCGCCGUAUGUGGAGUGCCCCUCUGCCAAGGUGUGUGGCCGAAUGUGGAUCGACAGUCUCCAAAAAUGAGGGUGUUCUUUUGUCGCCAAACUAUCCAAUGCCGUAUGAUAACAGCCACGAAUGUGUGUACAGCAUUCAUGUUCAAAGAGGCAAAGGCAUCAACAUCACAGCCAAUACAUUUCAACUUGCACAAGGUGACAUCCUUAAGGUGUAUGAUGGUAAAGAUGGUGCAGCUCCACUCCUCAGCACAUACACUGGUACAUCCAUGCAAGGUUUGUCUCUGACCAGCACAUCAAACUAUAUGUGGCUGGAAUUCUACUCUGACCAGGAUGGCACAGCAGCUGGUUUUCACCUUACAUACUAUAGCUUUGAGCUAUCCCAUUGUGAUGAACCAGGAGUGCCACAAUUUGGCUUUAAAGUUAGUGACCGGGGUCACUUUGCUGGGAGUGCAAUAUCAUAUGGCUGUGACCAAGGUUACACUCUACAUGGAAGUGGCAUACUUAAAUGUAUGACAGGAGAGAGAAGAGCCUGGGACAACAGCCUUCCAUCAUGUAUCGCCGAGUGUGGUGGCAGUUUCAAGGGGAAAUCUUCAGGGCGCAUUCUCUCACCUGGUUAUCCCUUUCCUUAUGACAACAACCUGAGGUGCACAUGGACCAUUGAGGUCACCUCUGGAAAUAUUGUCAGCCUCCAGUUUCUUGCUUUCGACACUGAGGCAUCCCAUGAUAUUCUGAAGGUAUGGGAUGGGCCUCCAGAAAAUGAAAUGUCUCUGAAGGAGGUUAGCGGCUCACUGCUGCCUGAGGGAAUUCACUCAACUCUCAAUGUGGUCACCAUUCAGUUUGAAACUGACUUUUACAUCACCAAAUCUGGGUUUGCCAUUGAUUUCUCGAGCUCUCUUGCCACUGCCUGCAGGGAUCCAGGUAUUCCCAUGAAUGGCAGUCGCAAUGGGGAAGGGCGGGAGCCCAGUGACUCAGUGACCUUCUCUUGUGAUCCGGGAUAUGAAUUGCAGGGGGAGAGCAAAAUCACCUGCAUCCAAGUGGAAAAUAGAUACUACUGGCAACCCAGCCCUCCAAGCUGCAUUGCUCCAUGUGGGGGAAAUGUGACGGGAUCUUCAGGAUUCAUCCUGUCACCCAACUACCCACACCCCUAUCCUCACAGUAAAGACUGUGAUUGGCUUAUUGCUGUCCACUCUGACUAUGUCAUCUCAUUGGCAUUUAUCAGCUUCAGUAUUGAGCCCAACUAUGAUUUCUUGUACAUCUAUGAUGGGCCAGACAGCAGCACUCAUCUGAUUGGCAGUUUCCAGGACAGUAAACUUCCUGAAAAGAUUGAGAGCUCCUCCAACUUCAUGUACUUGGCAUUUCGUAGUGAUGGCUCUGUGAGCUACACUGGCUUUCAUUUAGAGUACAAAGCCAAACUGCGGGAGGCCUGUUUUGAUCCAGGGAAUGUGAUGAAUGGCACAAAAAUGGGCACUGACUAUAAGCUGGGAUCAAUGGUUACAUUUAAUUGUGAGUCUGGAUAUCUGCUGCAAGGUUAUUCUACGCUGACGUGUGUCAUGGGCAACAGCAAGAGACCAGAAUGGGAUAGAAGCAAGCCAAGUUGCCAAGCUCCCUGUGGUGGUCACUUCACUGGUUCAGAGGGCACUGUGCUUUCCCCCAACUAUCCACAUAAUUACACCAGAGGCCAGAGCUGUGUGUAUGACAUCUUCGUCCCAGGGGACUUCGUGUUAUUUGGCCAGUUUGUGGUGUUUCAAACAUUGCCGAGUGACGUUGUGGAGAUCUAUGAUGGAUCUACCACCGAUGCAUCGCUUCUCUCAUCGAUUUAUGGAUCCCAUUCAGGGGAGACACUCCCUUUGAGCUCAGGAAAUAAGGUAACACUUAAGUUUACCUCAAAUGGAACGGACACAGCAAAAGGAUUUCAUUUUGUUUACCAAGCCGUCCCCAGGACAAGCUCCUCUCAGUGUAGCUCGGUCCCGGAGCCCCGUUUUGGGAAGCGUAUUGGGAAUGACUUUGGCACAAGUAUGGUUGUGCUCUUUGAAUGCAAUCCAGGCUAUACGCUGCAUGGCGCCAGUGCCAUCAAGUGUGAGGCUGUGCCCAAUGCUCUGGCCCAGUGGAAUGGCACUGUGCCCACAUGUGUUGUUCCCUGCGGAGGGGUGCUGACAGGCCGCAAAGGCACUAUACUGUCUCCUGGAUAUCCAGAUCCAUAUGCCAACUAUCUGAACUGUAACUGGAAAAUAGCUGUUCCCGAGGGAGCUGGCAUCCAAAUUCAAGUGGUGACCUUUGCAACAGAGCACAACUGGGAUUCGCUUGAUUUUUUCGAUGGAGUUGAUGGAAAUGCUCCAAGACUCGGUAGCUACUCAGGCACAACAAUUCCCCAACUACUGAACAGCACAUCAAACAACCUCUACCUGACCUUUCAGUCUGACAUCAGUGUAUCGUCUGCUGGCUUCCAUUUGGAGUACACAGCAAUAGGUUUGGAUUCGUGCCCUGAACCGCAGCCCCCCACUAACGGCUACAAAGUGGGAGACCGUUACACUGUAGGCGACAUGGUUUCUUUCCAGUGCGAUCAAGGAUUCUCGCUACAGGGCAAUGCAUAUAUUACGUGCAUGCCUGGUCCUGUCAGAAGGUGGAAUUACCCUGUGCCUUUAUGUCUAGCUCAGUGUGGCGGCUCCAUGACAGAUUUCAGCGGUGUCAUCCUCAGCCCAGGCUUUCCAGGGAAUUACCAGAGCAGCCUGGACUGUAGCUGGAGAGUUCGGCUUCCUAUUGGCUUUGGAAUCCAUCUGCAGUUUUUGAACUUCUCUACAGAGCCAGUUCAUGACUACCUUGAAGUGCGCAGCGGGAGCUUGGAGACUGGAACUGUGAUUGAUCGGUUUAGCGGCUCUCUGGUACCCAACUCUCUGUUCAGCACCACCCAUGAGACUACACUCUUCUUUCACAGUGACUAUUCCCAAAACAAGCCCGGCUUCAAUAUUGUCUAUCAAGCUUAUGAGCUCCAAAGGUGCCCAGAUCCUCGUCCAUUUCGUAAUGGUAUAGUGAUUGGCCAAGACUACAGUGUGGGGAUGACCAUAACUUUUGAGUGCCUCCCAGGUUAUACUUUGCUUGGGGAGCCUUCACUUACCUGUCUGCAUGGAGUCAGCAGAAAUUGGAAUUACCCUAUACCUCGCUGUGAAGCUCUCUGUGGCGGUAAUGUAACAUCAAUGAAUGGCACAAUUUACUCUCCUGGACAUCCAGCUGAAUAUCCCCACUUCCAGGACUGUUUGUGGACUGUCAGAGUACCUCCUGGUUAUGGAAUCUACAUCAAUUUUUCAAUCAUAAACACUGAGCCUAUCUAUGACUACAUCACUGUGUGGGAUGGACCCGAUCAGACCUCACCGCAGAUCGGUCAAUUCAGCGGUAGCUCGGUGCAGGAAGGCGUUUCCACCACCGCCAAUCAGAUCCUCAUCAAGUUUCACAGUGACUUCAGUACCAGCGGCUUCUUUGUGCUGAAUUAUUACGCAUACCAACUGAGAACAUGUCAACCACCACCUCCUGUUGCCAAUGCUACCGUUUUAACUGAUGACGACCACUUCGAAAUAGGGGACAUUAUUCGGUACUCAUGCCUGCCGGGCUUCACCUUGGUAGGCAGUGAGAUUCUGACCUGUCGACUUGGAGAGCGGCUACAGAUGGAUGGACCCCCACCAGUCUGUCAAGUCCAAUGUCCUGCUCACGAAGUGCGUUUUGACUCAACCGGGGUAAUCCUGAGCCCUGGUUACCCUGAAAACUACCCCAACCUCCAGAUGUGUUCUUGGCUGAUAAAUGUGGAAAAGGGUUACAACAUUUCACUGAACUUUGAACUCUUUCAGACAGAAAAGGAGUUUGAUAUUUUGGAAAUAUUUGAUGGUCCAAACAUAUAUAGCCAGAGCCUGGCAUCUCUUAGUGGUGAUAUUGAGACACCAUUCAGUCUUACCACCACUGGCCAUCAGCUACUGCUGCGUUGGUCCUCUGACCAUGGCACCAACCGACGUGGCUUCCACAUCAGAUAUGUGGGUGAGUAUCAAACAAUGUACUGCAGUACCCCUGACUCUCCACAGCAUGGUUUUGUGGUCAGCCAAACUGGGGGUCAUGUUAACAGCACAGUGCGCUGGGCCUGUGACAGGGGAUACAAGCUGAUAGGAAAGGGCACAGCUGUAUGCAAGAAGACCACCUAUGGCUACUACACUUGGGACGCACCAGUUCCUGCCUGUCAAGCUGUUUCAUGUGGCGUGCCCAGUGCGCCAGUCAACGGAGGUGUUCUCGCUGCUGAUUACUCCGUCGGCACACGGGUGACCUACUUUUGCAACAGUGGUUACCGGCUUUCCUCCAAAGAGCUAACAACAACAGUCUGUCAGCCAGACGGUACCUGGAGCAACCACAACAAGAUACCCGGAUGCAUCCUUAUGAUGUGUCCGAGCCUCAGCUCCUUUUCGCUUGACCAUGGGAAGUGGAGUAUCGUCAAUGGGUCCUCUUAUGAAUAUGGUUCCAAGAUCAUCUUUACUUGCAACCCGGGAUACUUCCGUGUUGGCCCUGCUCACAUUCAGUGCCUGGCAAAUGGGGUUUGGAGUUGGAGAAAUGAAAGGCCUCGAUGCAGAAUUGUUUCAUGUGGCGACCUGCCCAUUCCGCCUAAUGGAAAGAAAAUUGGGACUCAGACUACCUUUGGCGCAUCAGCCAUUUUCAGCUGCAACCUUGGCUAUGUUUUAACAGGAUCAACUGUUAGAGAGUGUCUCCUGUCCGGACUUUGGAGUGGUACAGAAACUCAGUGCCUAGCUGGUCAUUGUGGCAUUCCUGAACUCAUUGUGAAUGGGCAGGUGAUCGGAGAGAACUUUGGUUAUCGAGACACUGUGGUUUACCAGUGCAACUCUGGAUUUAGACUUAUUGGUUCAUCAGUCCGGAUUUGCCAGCAGGACCACAACUGGUCAGGAACACUCCCAGUGUGUAUCUCUGUCACGUGUGGCCACCCCGGCAGCCCCAUUUACGGGCGCACCAGCGGCGAUGGCUACAACUACAACGAUGUGGUGCGCUUCUCCUGCAACAAAGGCUAUAGCCUAGAGGGUCCUUCAUCAGCCCAGUGUCAAGCUAACCGUCAGUGGAGCCAGCAGCCUGCAACAUGUAGAGUGGUGAACUGCACAGACCCUGGCAUCCCUGCCAAUUCUAUCCGUGAAAGCAAGAUUGAGCACGGCAACUUUACAUUUGGCAGUGUGGUGUUCUACGACUGCAACCCUGGAUAUUAUCUGUUUGGUUCCUCCGUGCUCACCUGCCAACCAGCUGGUCACUGGGACAAACCUCUGCCAGAAUGCAUUGAGGUGGAAUGCGGCCACCCAGGUAGUCCACCACACGGAUUAAUGAUUGGAGAGAAGUUCACCUUUGGCUCCACGGUGCAAUAUUCUUGCUCUGGAGAGCGCCAGCUCAUAGGAGACUCAUCACUCACUUGUCAGCUUAAUGGCCAUUGGAGUGGACCACUACCCCACUGCUCAGGCAACACUGUGGGCACCUGUGGGGAUCCUGGCACGCCUGCACACGCCAGCAGGGAGGCAGGGAACUUCAAAGUGCGAAGCAAGGUGCGAUUCACCUGCGCAGUGGGACAUACACUGUACGGCUCGGCAGAGAGGAUAUGCUUCCCCAACGGGACGUGGUCGGGCAGACAGCCAUUCUGCAAAGCUGUGCAGUGCGGGAACCCAGGAACACCUGCUCAUGGCCGUAUUUCCCGUGUGGAUGGUACAACCUUCUCCCAUUCCAUUGUUUAUUAUUGUAUGGAAGGCUAUUUCCUCUCUGGUAUGCCCACACGCCAAUGUCUGGCUAAUGGCACGUGGUCUGGAAUGGCUCCAAACUGCACAAUCAUCACUUGUAACGACCCAGGAAUCCCAGCAAACGGACUCAAAUUUGGCGAUGAAACCACUGUGGGCCACAAUGUAACCUUUAUGUGCCAGCCGGGCUUUGUGAUGAUUGGAGGGGAACACAAUGUUACCCGGACCUGCACCAAUAAUGGCACAUGGUGUGGCUCCUUACCAACAUGCAAGGUGGUGACAUGUCCAACACCUCCAUCCAUCCCAAACGGCCUUCUGGAGGGCUCUGUGUGGGAAUGGGGCACCAGCGUGAGCUACAGCUGUCUGUCGGGCUAUGAGCUGUCCUUCCCUGCUGUGCUCACUUGCGCAGGGAAUGGGACGUGGAGUGGAGACCUGCCUCAGUGCUUGCCCAAGUUCUGUGGAGAUCCUGGUGUACCUGCCAAAGGACAUCGAGAAGGGCGCAGCUUCAUUUUUAAGUCAGAGGUGACAUUUAGCUGCAGUGCCCCCUAUGUGCUGGUAGGAUCAACAACACGCAUAUGCCAGGAGGACGGCACCUGGAGUGGAUCUCAGCCCCGAUGUAUCGAGCCCACAAGAACGACAUGUGAAAAUCCAGGAGUGCCAGAACAUGGAUUCAUGAAUUAUACGACUGGUUUCAAGGUGGGCAGCAGAGUGGACUUCCAGUGUCAACAAGGACACAUCCUGCAGGGCUCUACCACUCGACUGUGUUUACCAGAUCUCACCUGGACUGGCACUCAGCCUACCUGCAUCCCUCAUUCAUGCAAGCAGCCACGCAGUCCAGCCAACUCUGAUGUGGCGGGUCUGGACCUGGCCUCCUAUGGUUACACCCUUGUGUACACCUGUCAGCCAGGAUUCUUCCUUUCCGGGGGUUCAGAGCACCGCUUCUGCCGCUCUGAUGGUAGCUGGACUGGCAAGGUGCCUGUGUGCAGAGCUGGAUCCAAAUCACAAGAAAAAACUGUCAAAUUAAUACCAGGGACACCAAGACCUAAAAUAAAUGUUCCCGAAGAUGUAUUUGCUCCAGAUUUCCUGUGGAAAGGCUCCUAUGAUUACAAGGGACAGAAGCAUCCGAUGACGAUGACAGUCUCAAGCUUUAAUACCACAACGGGAAAAGUGAAUGUAACUUUAAACGACAGUAGCAUGGAGUUUCUGCUCUCUGGCGUGUACAAGCACCAGGAGGCAAGGCUGACGCUCCUGCUGUAUCACAUGAGAGCACUGGCCCACAGCUCCUUGAGUCGGAUUACGGAGGAGACCUGGUCAAUGGACGGAUUUGUCUCAGCUGAGCCUGAGGGUGGCAGCUUUGUGUACCAAGGCUUUAUACAGGGUAAAGACUAUGGACAGUUUGGACUACAGAGACUUGGUUUGAGUUUGAGAGAGAAUAUUACACUAGCUGACCCUGAGACCAACACGUCCUCCAACAGCAGCUCUGUUGCUGUCGCAAUCCUCGUGCCUUUCUUUGCGCUCAUCUUGGCCGGUCUUGGUUUUUAUGUCUACAAACAGAGGAAAACAGACAAAGCGCAGUACACAGGAUGUUCUGUUCACGAAAACAACAAUGGACAAGCCACGUUUGAGAAUCCCAUGUACAACACCAACACAAAAGCUGCCGAGGGGAAAGUCGUCCGCUUUGACCCCAAUCUCAACACCAUCUGCACCAUGGUUUGA
Molecule: messenger RNA, 10848 nt
Organism: Nerophis lumbriciformis (worm pipefish)
Lineage: Eukaryota; Metazoa; Chordata; Actinopteri; Syngnathiformes; Syngnathidae
Source: RefSeq, a predicted model, not a curated record